Molecule: messenger RNA, 2177 nt
Organism: Thunnus maccoyii (southern bluefin tuna)
Lineage: Eukaryota; Metazoa; Chordata; Actinopteri; Scombriformes; Scombridae
Gene: cfap100
Product: cilia and flagella associated protein 100
Exons: 16
Coding region: 296-2050 (584 amino acids)
Source: RefSeq, a predicted model, not a curated record
CAGUGUCAGAUGUUAUAUAUUAUAGUAAACAUAAUACAAAGACUAAAUAAAUACAUACAGACAUUUAGGCUGGAGGCCCACAGUGUAUACAAGCCAUGACAACCAAAGGGGAUUACUAGAAGACCGUGAAGGCAACAGUUACCAUGACAACAGUACACAGAGGAGCAGCCCAGCUUGAAGAUCAGUGUUGGGAGCUGAUUUGCUCAAGUUUUUAUGUGUAUUAACUGCAUUAUCAGACGCAGCCAAAUUAAACACUGAACCAGUGCAGCGCCAAAUGUCAUAAGCAACCUCAGAGAUGUCUUCACCACAACCAAAAGGACCAGAGAUUUCUUCAGGCAGCCUUGUUGUUUCAGAGAAUGAUAGUGCUGCCAAAUCACAUAAACCAGACAUGAGAAGGAGGAGGGAGACACGACAGAGUCCAUUCAAAGUGCCAGAUGAUAAUAGCAUCUUUCUACUGAGCGUAAAUGAAAAAGGGGACCGAAAAGAGGAGAUGCGUAAAUUCCUGGCUCUGCCAAUUGAUCAGAAGACAGCCAACAAUGUUCGAAUGAUGGCCAAGCUGAGGAAAGAGCUUUCAGGACAGCCAGAGGCGGAGGAGGAGGAAAAGGAGAAGAUGAAGAGUCUAAAACAAACCAAGAGUAAGACAGCUCUCCCUAAACAAACACCCGGGAGACAUGAGCUGAAGAUGGCCAUGAUGAAACGAGAAAACAUUAUCAAAGACAGCAAACAUGACUUAAUCUCUAUGGAACGACAGAAGGCAGUGUUGGAGUUAUCUCUCAUGACAAAGAGGUCCGAGAUUUUGAAGAUGGACAAGGCCAUGGCAAAAGAGGAGAGACAGCUGAAACAGCUCGAAAAGAUCAUUGACAGAGACAACCUUCACUUCGAACAAUUCCUCAAGGAGAACGAAAAGAAAUCUGUGGAGGCCAGAACAUUUUUUGAACAGGAGGCCAAGUCCAAACAGGAGAAGAAUGCUGAGAUCAAGAAACUGACAGCCGAAAUAGGAAUAAUAGAAAGUGAGCUCGCCAAUUUUGAAGAAAUCCUACAAGACUACAAGAGAUACAAGGAGCUUCUGUUCAAGUUGUCUCCUCCAGAGUGGCAGGAGGCCCAGAGGGACAAGGCUUGGCAAGCUAACGUCCUGUCUGAUGGAAAUGCUCCGAAUGAGCAGAGCAUGGAGCCUGAGGAGUCAGCACUGAGGCAGGAUUUGGAGAGCAAGGCAUCCAGUCCAGGUCGAGAGCUGCCUUCUAUCAGAGAGUCCAGGCUGUCCUCUGCACAGAGCAGCAGGUCCUCAGCCCACACGGACACACAGGUCAUACAUUCCAAACUGGACAGUGACUCCGAAUAUGAGGAUGAGCCAGAGCUGUACUUCACUGAUCCCCAGCAGCUUCUAGAUCUGGUGACGGAGCUGACGGAGCAGAACUUGUCCCUGAUUCAGAACUCCACAAGGGUGGAAGAGAAACUGGAGGAGCUCCGACAGUCCAUGGAGAUAACCAAGAAGAAGAUUGAAAAGGAUGAAGAGCAGCUAACACUGCAGAUAAACGACGUGAUCCAGAGAAUUGACAAGGAGAAGGCAAGAGCUGCAAAGCUGGAGCAGAGAGUUCAGCUCCAUGUUUCGUUGAACAUAGAAGACCAGGACGUAAUGUUGGAUGCUCUUGGGGAGAAGGUGGCCGAGGUGCAUCGCUGCUGCGUGGAUGACAGGGUGACCAACCUCAGCACAUUAGAAAAGCUGGCCAGUAUUGAGAACCAUAUGUCUUUGCUGCUGCAGAGCCUUGACAGCAUCCCUGAAGAAAGCUUGGAGAUGAUGAAGAAGGUCAAGGACAGCGAGAGGAGGAGCAGGCAGCGUGAAGAGAAGCUGAAAGAGCAGAGAGAGAAACAGAAAGAAAGGAUGAAGAGAUACUUGGAGAGAUCCAUGGCUGAUUCCAAGAAAACAAGUGGAAAAAAGCUGAUGCCCAGAUGCAUCCCUGUCGCCCAGAAGGUCAGAGUCAGCAAUGUGGACAACAUUCCUGCUGAGGAUGAGAUCCAUGCCUACCUCUUCACCUCUGAGGACAUAGAUUAAAGAAAAUAGCGGAGAGAAAAAAAUAAUAAAUCAUGCAAUCAUGCCAUGUGAAAAUGAAUCAACAUUGUGCAUCUGGUACAUCACACUCAUGACAAAACAUGACAUCAGACAGAUUUAUUGUACAAUA